UCCGUCCACACUUUUGGGAACCCCUGGACCUGCUGGGGUUGGACCCCAACAUCUGGCGCCCAUACAGGGACCCUUAGGCCUCCUGGCAUCUGGUCUGAAGAUGGCUGAGCAGCAGGGCGGGGAGCCUGAGUGCCCUGUCUGCUGUAACCCCUUCGACAACACGUUCCACACCCCCAAAGUGCUGGACUGCGGCCACUCCUUCUGCGUGGAAUGCCUGGCCCACCUCAGCCUGGUGACUCCAGCCCAGCGCCAGUUGCUGUGCCCACUCUGUCGCCAGCCCACUGUGCUGGCUUCCGGGCGGCCUGUCACUGACUUGCCCACAGAUACUGCCAAGCUCACUUUGCUCCACCUGGAGCCCCACCACGUCAUCCUGGAAGGCCAUCAGCUCUGUCUCGAGGACCAGCCCAAGAGCUGCUCCUUCCUGCGCCAGCUCCAGGUCUACACGCUGGACGUAGGCCCGGAGCCCAGAAGCCAGACUGAGGACCCCCAGGCCAUGGCCCCCACCACCACGCCUCAGUCCAACCCCAUCCCCACCUUCUACUCCCUGAGGGAGUGUUUACAGGACCCUGAGCUCCCGGAGGCAUACCUGAAGGCUGCCAUCCUCAGUAUCACUCUGUUGUUCAUUGUCUGCAUCGUUUGGGUCAUACAGUUCUGUGGAGUAUGAGGUGAGCAUCGGCUCCAGACAAGGUGCAAGCCUAUCUCAGCUGCUGCGGAUGUGGGGACUGCAGAGCCUCGUGUCUUCCUUGGUCAUAUUGUUCAUUUUUACAGCCCACAUGGAUCAGGUGGGCCAUGUGUUUGCUUCUGGAACAGAGUCCUACUAUACUGAGAAUCUCUGAAAGCUCAAGGACUGGGAAAAGAUGCGAGGAGACCUCUGGGUGUGAGCCACGGGGUCUUGAAAGGGCCGAGAGGCAGGUCUGAUUACAGAGCAACAGCUGUCUCCAGGAGCCUGACUCGCCCAAAGAGUAAGCUGCAUCUCUCACUGGAGCUGCUUUGAACUCAUCACUUUUUUUUUUUUAAUUGAAUUGUUCUCUUUAUUGUGUUGCUAAAAAAUUAGGAAAGUGAUCUUCAAUUCUGUGAGCAAACGUGUGUCUCAGUUUUCUCUUUAU
Myotis brandtii (Brandt's bat) is the source of this 1106-nucleotide messenger RNA. It is a transcript of the gene RNF183, whose product is annotated as ring finger protein 183. The transcript is spliced from 2 exons. NCBI's taxonomy places the organism in Eukaryota, Metazoa, Chordata, Mammalia, Chiroptera, Vespertilionidae. Gene Ontology annotation, biological process: protein ubiquitination. Gene Ontology annotation, molecular function: ubiquitin protein ligase activity. The record is from RefSeq and is a predicted model, not a curated record. The coding region runs from base 101 to 664 and encodes 187 amino acids.